Molecule: messenger RNA, 4796 nt
Organism: Labrus bergylta (ballan wrasse)
Lineage: Eukaryota; Metazoa; Chordata; Actinopteri; Labriformes; Labridae
Gene: nfil3
Product: nuclear factor, interleukin 3 regulated
Biological process (GO): circadian rhythm; DNA-templated transcription; regulation of DNA-templated transcription
Cellular component (GO): nucleus
Molecular function (GO): DNA binding; DNA-binding transcription factor activity
Source: RefSeq, a predicted model, not a curated record
ACAGAUCCCUGAGUCAGGAGCCACCUUGAGAGGAAAAAGCCAAGGGAGGAGAGAGCCGAGCUGCUCCGCAACUUGUAGGAUUUUUUGCGACUUUUUUAAGACGACCUGUUUUUAUUUUCACCUGAUGGAACACCUGGACCCUGAGCCGGAAGCCCGGCGGAGACAGAGUCCUCCAACCAGGUGCUAGAAAAGAUUUCUUCAGCAUCAGUGGAUUCAUCCAAUGUUGUCACUGUUGCUUCAUACUAGCAGUAUGGUGAACAGCUAAGACCUUCUGAGCAUAUCGACAGAAGCCUUCAGCGAUAAUAUGCAAUCAAUCAAACAGGAAGUGGACUCCAGUGGUUCCUACAGCGGAGAGGAUGCCCUGGUCCUGGCUGUGGCCUUACAAGGGGCCGACAGAGACCUGAUGGGGCACAAAAUCUCCGCAAUGCCCUUCAAGAAUAAAAGUAGCUGUCGCAGGAAAAGGGAGUUCAUCCCCGAGGAGAAGAAGGACAACGUGUAUUGGGAGAGGAGGCGCAAAAACAACGAGGCGGCCAAACGCUCCAGAGAGAAGAGACGCAUCAACGACAUGGUGCUGGAGAACAAGCUGAUGGCGCUCGGCGAGGAGAACACCUCCCUGAAGGCCGAGCUGCUGUCGCUCAAGCUGAAAUUCGGCCUGUUGAGCUCGGCGGCGUAUGCACAGGAAGUCCAGAAGUUGUCCAGUUCUGUGGACCUCUACCAGGAUUAUGGUCCGCCCAGUCCCGGAGAAGGUCCCAGCGGGGAUUCAGAGCCUCUUCAUGUUCGCAGCAGCUGCAUAUCGGUCAUCAAGCAUUCACCUCACACGCCUGAGACAUGUGCUCAGGGCGGCUUCAGGACCGCAGAGGUCAAGCAGGAGUCGGCAGAGAACAUCAGCUAUGCACAGGAGAGGAGCAGCCCCUAUGAACUCUACAGGAAGUUCAUCUCCAACCCUCUGUCUGGAGUCUACUCACAGCCCGCCUCCUUCCUGCAGAUCACCAGGUCGUCCAGCAGCUCCCCCCGGAGCUCAGAGGACGGAGCUGUGAGUAAAUCCUCUGACGGCGAGGAUGAGCAGCAGGUUCCUAAAGGUUUGACGCCGUCUGUAGCCGACCAGAGGAGUGUCAUCGUCUCCACACACAAAGUGCCCGAUUCAGGUUCUUCAGCUUUGCCCCACAAGCUCCGCAUCAAAGCCAGAACCAUCCAAAUCAAAGUGGAGGCCAUCGACCCUGAGUACGAGCCUUCCGGAAAGUCCUCCCCUCCCAUCAGCGCAUCAGAAGGAGGAUGCUACCGGCCCGCUCAGGACUCCUCGGGGAUCCCCCGGCCCCCCCUGUGUCCUCUGUCCUCACAGGUCUCCGACAUGCAGGACUGGACCCAGCGGGCCGAGCAGUUGCACAAAAGCAGCACAGAGACCCUGCAGAAGAGUAGCAGGCUGACUUGGAGCCCCCCUGUGGACGCCGGAGACCCGUCCCGUGCACACUCUCACCCCUCGUAUCCGACACAGGGACUCGCUGACCUGUCGGCACAGAUGGCCACUCUGAAAAGACUGAUCACAACACAGCACGGCGCCGUGAUAGAGUCGACCAAAAGCACCGCUGAUCACACCGAGUCAAUAUCAAAGGAGGGUUUCUGUGAAUGACCUUUGUAUGUUUUGUAUUCUCACUGUAUUUGCUGUUGCACUGUGUGGUUCAUAUUAGGGUUCAGACAUGUUUUUUAUCAUCGCGCGUUUGAACGAUGGCGGAGUCUGUUGAGGAGAAAAAAGCGGCUUGUUUGUGACGUAGGCUGAGUGAAAGUGGUGUGUUAUAGCUCAGAUGGUACAUGCAGCAUAAUGUACAAUACUCCUCUUUAUACACACUCUACGACAUUUACACAGCGGCCAUUUUUCUCUGACUUUCUGCACCGGAUAAAAAGCUCUAAAGACGUUCUGCUGAGAGGCGUACGAGUCGUUUUAAGUAGAGUUUAAUGCACACUUUUAAAAUCCAAUUUAAGACUUUUUUUAAGCCCCAACAAAGAUGAACUUAUACACUUCUUGCACUGCGUAGAGUUAACGCUUUUUGAAUUUGAUGUGGACUCGACAACUUUGUUUCCCAGUGUUUAAAAGUUUUAUAGCUUUUUUUGUGUGCACAUUUUGCAAGUCGCCUCAUAACCGUCAUUUGCCUCUGCCAACCAGUCAUUCUCUUAAACAUGAGUUUUCCUGUCUCCGUCUCCUUCUCUCUUCUGUUCACUGUUUGAGCUUGUGUUAGUAAUACACUGAAACAGAUGCAGUGGAUUGUCAGAAACAUAUCUCACCUUGAGAGUGACACCAGAGGAAAAUGAGCUCUACUCAAAUAGGCUAAAUUCACUUUUUAGAUCCUCUUCUCCAACCAAACCUUUCACAGUUAUCAGUCACUCCAUUUGCUUCUACGUCGCUGUUUCUUAGUCCACUGUUUAAGUUUAUGUCAUUUAAACACAACACUUCCUCUUUAUUAAAUCCCCUCUGACCUGCAGCAUGACGUCCUUUAGAGGAGGAUAGACGUCCUGAUCUGUGCAGGAUGUGUGUUAAUGUUGGUUUAAUUGGCUGUUUGGGUCAAACUGUCAAACGUGGAGGAUCUGUAAUGAGCUGGUUGAUUGAAAACUGUUUCUGCUUCAGACUAAAGCAGCAGAUUGAUGAAUAUGAAUACUCACAUUGAUUUGUUGAGCGUGUGUUUGUCACCGCUGUAGAAGGAGCCUGAAUAAAGGAUGUCUGCUUGUUACUUGAGAAUCCAUUACUUAGUGAUUAUUAAUGUGUUGGAUGAGGUGUGAAGCUCUUAAAGGUGGAGUUAGUAGCAGCUUGUAAACACAACAUUCAAACUGGGCCCCUCCUCCUCCUGGGCUCAUCAUAAUUUCCCUUUCAGGAAAACGUUACUGACUCUACCUUUAACUUCAUUAUUACACCAGCUGUCACUCAGACUGCUUUACAGAGUCUGGCUCCAUCAUAUCAACAUUUAUUUUUUUAAAGCGGGGGUUUUUGCUGUCAGGCCGUUUUAUGCCUUAAAACUGAAAUCUGUCAUGUUUAAGUUCAACAAAGAGUGCGUGUUGUCGAUCUGUUCUAUGUCGGUGUGGUGACAGAAGAACAGUGGGUGGAGGCGUUUUUAGAGGAAAGUUUUAGCAGAGUUAUUUUUAUUUCUGAACAUUUCCUGGUGAUAACUUUUUAUUUUGGUCGGGGUAAUUAAAGAAAUAGAUGGUGCACGUUCCAUGUUUGUGGAAGUGAUGUUCAUUUGACUAAUUACAGGCCACUCAUGCACCCGAUUCUCUUUAGAGAAACAACAUGGGAGCGCCUUGUGUUUAUGUCGUGCUGCCCAUGAGCGAAGGCUAUAGUCCUUGUCAAAGUGGCUGUGGGUCUGAAUCCGUCCUUGACCCUUUGCUGCAUGUCAUCCCCCCCCCCCUCUCCUAUCAACACAUCCCGUCUCUCUUCAGCUGAACUAUCCAUUAAAGGUUAAAAAGCCCAAAAAAGAAACGUCGAGAUAAAGUAUUUCAGUGGUAUUUUAAUAUUUUAGAGACCAGCAUGUCUCAUCCUGCAGGUACAAGUUUUAUGUCCUCUGAAUACUCUGCAAAGUUUUUUGUCUUUGUCAAUGUGUUUGUGUUUUGAUGUUUCACUAAAUCUUCACAUCUGAGGAGUCAUUUAGUUUAAUGUCACUAAAAAGCAGCUUUUGCUUUCUUUAUCAGAGAGGACAGCUAAAGAGAGGCAGGAAAUGUUGAGAGGAGAGAGAGUGAGGGGUGACAGGCAGCAAUGGGGCGAGGUCGGAUUUGAACCCACGGCCACUACAACGAGGGCUAUAGCCUCCGUACAUGUACAUUUCAAAAGACUUCUAGUCAUGGAUCGUCUUUCGACAAGAGUUGAAAAUGAGCUCUCUGUCUGUGCAAAAGUUCAGUUUCAUGCUCUGCAUUGAAACUUUGUAAAGUUGCAGAAUCCUCAUCAGUAAAUAAGUUCACUGAGUUCACAGGAAACAAGAAGCACUCUACCAGAUCAUUAUGGGAUGUUUGAAGUUCAGAGAUGAUGUAAUGAGUUUGCAGAAAGACAAAUAAACAUGCAAAGACAUCUAGAGAGAAUAAUGCUUUAGGCAAUGAAAAGGAAAACAGAUUCACUUUGCAUGAGUUGAACCUGAGUUUUGAGGACAAUCCUGAUUUCUUCCUGUAAUUUCUUCCUUUUUCCUGUAAAAAAAAAAAAAAGUUCUCUCUAGGAAACUUUAAGGAAUCUGUGAGAAAAUCCCAAACCUGUAAAGUUCUGCAUUCUGUUCUCCCUCUCUUGCCCGGGUUCCUCGUGUUAAUCCUGCUCUCCUUCAUCGCCACAGUCAUUCUGUGUACUUUGUACACAUUGAAGACUUUGUUUCUGCAUUCCUGUGAGCGGUGAGCUGAGACGACUCCACAAACACUGAGCUUCACAUUCCUCCGACUCUGCUGGAGUUUAAAUUAAAAAAGUCACCAAGUCACAGAUUUUUUGGUUGAAGUUCAAGUUUAUCUUAAAAAAUGCUCUUCUUCUCUGUUGGUUGAGUAGUCGUUGCUUCACUUUUGUUUGUUUUUUUCUUUGUGUGUUUGUGUUUGAUAUUUUUUUUAACUUUCAGGCCACGUUGUGAAAAACGUCUGUCCUCAUCAUCGAAAUAUCUCCAACGGUCCAGCGUUUGUAAAUGUAACAUUAAAUGUCCCAGAACAGUCAGGGGUCAUGACACAGCUUGGUCACCGGUGAGUCUGAUGAUGAUGGCAGCCUGACGUCCAGGUUUCUGUAUCUGAACACUUUUCUCAACUUAUUGUAAUGGUGAGUUUUUGUUUACAAUAAACGUCUUGUCACUGAA